AUGUCCUUUGGAAGAUGUGAUUCAAAAGAGGUCCACAUGUAUUGUGAUGCAUCUGAGCACGCUAUAGCAGCUGUAGGAUACUUAUUAGCUAAAAGAAAAGACCAGGAAGAGCUGGGAUUUGUACUUGGAAAAGCUAAAGUUGCUCCCUCGCACGGCCACACAAUACCCCGCCUUGAACUAUGCGCAGCCGUCUUGUCAACUGAAAUUGCACAAUACAUUUCUGAGCAGUUGGACAUUGACCUGAGCAAGUUUUGGUUUUAUUCAGAUAGUAAGGUAGUUCUUGGCUACAUAAGUAACCAAUCACGAAGAUUCUACACAUAUGUGAGCAACAGAGUUGCACGUAUACGACAAAUUACAUCACCCGAACAGUGGAAGUAUGUAUUCACGAACAAUAAUCCUGCGGAUGUGGCUACACGUGCGAUUCAUGUGUCAGACUUAAAGAAUAGCAUGUGGCUAAAGGGACCCCCCUACAUCUUGACCGGUGAAGAUUCAUCAGAAGAAAAUCUUUAUGACUUGCAGAAUCCAGACUCUGACAAGGAGGUGAGACCACUCGUUACAUGUCUGAAGAUCAGCCAUGCAUCGUCAAACCUAUCACUUGGCUCACAAAGAUUUUCAGAGUUCCUUGACUGGAAAAAACUCAUCGAGACUAUUGCGAGAUUGAGGCAUGUGGCACAGAGCUUCAAUGGACAAGGACCUUGUACAGGAUGGCAUUCCUGUAAACUCACAAAAUCAGUCUCUUCUUACAAAGAAGCAGAAAGGGUUAUCAUCAAAGUUAUUCAGAGAGAAGCUUAUCAAGAAGAAAUCUACAGUCUACAAGAGAAAAACGUUGUACCCAUGAACAGCUCCUUGAGAAAGUUAGACCCAUAUAUGGACUUAGACGGAGUGCUAAGAGUUGGUGGAAGGUUGAACAAAGGAGAACUAUGUCAGGAUGACAAAAAUCCCAUCAUUAUCCCUUCACGACACCAUGUGGCCAAACUUGUUGUUGAAUUCUAUCACAGGAAAUCAAGGCACCAAGGCAGACACAUUACUGGUGGUGCAGUGCGAUCUGCAGGAUUCUGGAUUGUUGGUGGUAAGCGACUUAUCUCAUCAAUGCUGUACAAUUGUGUCAUAUGUCGAAAACUACGCAGGGAUGUGGAACACCAAAAAAUGGCCGACCUACCCUUAGAUCGCACUCAACCAAGUCCACCAUUCACAUAUGUGGGCCUUGAUACCUUUGGACCUUGGAACAUUGUCUCCAGACGAACUCGUGGAGGAGUUACAAAUUCCAAGAGAUGGGCCAUACUGUUUACCUGUUUGACCACUAGAGGCGUGCACAUAGAGGUUGUUGAAGAGAUGAGUGCCUCCUCCUUCAUCAAUGCUUACAGAAGGUUUGUCGUACUCCGAGGUCCUGUAAAGCAGAUAAGGUCAGACAGGGGCACAAACUUCGUUGGUUCGACCAAUGACCUCAACAUCAACACUAUCAACAUUGAGGAUGGACCAGUGAAAUCUGUCCUGCAUGAAAAUGGCACUACCUGGAUCUUCAACCCCCCUCACUCCUCACACAUGGGUGGGGUAUGGGAGAGGCUGAUAGGUGUUGCCCGACGCAUCCUUGAUUCUAUGUUAUUGGAGAAUUCUAUGAACAAGGGACAUUUAACUCAUGACGUACUUGUGACAUUUCUUGCUGAAGUUUCAGCAAUCAUGAACUCACGCCCACUUACAACCUUGUCAACAGACCCUGAUGAUCCUUACCCACUAAGUCCAUCGCUCUUAAUCACACAGAAACCUGAUGUUUUAGUGUCAUCACUGGAUGCUGUUUUUGACUGUAAAGACAUGUACCGGUCUCAAUGGAAAAGAGUACGACACCUGGCGGACAUCUUCUGGAGUAAGUGGAAAGCACAGUACCUUCAGUCCCUUCAAGAACGCAGGAAGUGGCAGAAAGACCAGAGGCAUAUUUCGGUUGGUGACGUUGUGUUGAUGGUAGACAAACAGGCACCACGCAUUCAGUGGCCUAUGGGCAAAAGUUGUGAAAACCUUUCCAAGUGCUGA
Ostrea edulis (European flat oyster) is the source of this 2025-nucleotide messenger RNA. RefSeq lists its product as uncharacterized. The record is from RefSeq and is a predicted model, not a curated record. Bases 1 to 2025 code for a protein of 674 amino acids. Lineage: Eukaryota; Metazoa; Mollusca; Bivalvia; Ostreida; Ostreidae. Gene Ontology annotation, molecular function: nucleic acid binding. The transcript has a single exon. Gene Ontology annotation, biological process: DNA integration.